Molecule: messenger RNA, 4587 nt
Organism: Paramecium tetraurelia
Lineage: Eukaryota; Ciliophora; Oligohymenophorea; Peniculida; Parameciidae
Exons: 2
Source: RefSeq, a predicted model, not a curated record
AUGGAAUAUACACAUGCGGCAACAUAUUAUGUAUAAAAUUUUAAAGCAUUUAUUUUAAUAUGUGAUGAAUACUGUGAUCACUGUGAUCUUUCAUCAUCCAUAUGCUUAACUUGCAAAACUAAUUUUGUUCUGGAAAAAGAUAAAUGCGUUUGCAAAUUAGUUUUAUAAGGAGGAGUUUGUUAGCCAGCACCAUUGGGAACAUAUCAUUUUUACAUCAAGGAUUUUUAGCCUUACACAUCAAAAACUCAGGUUUUUUCAGAUUCAACUGGUCUUUCCUAUGAAUUCUUUGCAGAUUACAAUACAACUCAGAGAAGUAGAUAAAUAUCAAUAGAUGGAAAUAAUGCAGGAGGUUCCUUUAUUUAGAACGAAUAUAUUCAAUACCCUAUUAACCAAGUAAUUAGUACUCCCACUGAUUUUACGGUUGAAUUCAUAUUAUACAUGCUAGGACCAAUAGGGAUGUUCAGUAAUAUUCAAAUUCUCGUAGAUAGUUAUAUAAUAGGAUAAGUAACAAAUUUUGGAGAUUUAAACAAUAUUAUGUUUAAUCAUGGUUAGUUGUAUAAUAAACAAACUUGCUCAGUGGUCGGUUAUUCAUCAUGCUAUAAAUACAAUGCAGUAAUCAAUUUGUUUCAAAUUGACCAUUUGAAUACAAUUCAAUUUAAAGGUCAUUUUAAUGUAACAGAUUCUAAAUAAGCAUGGGCUUUUAGUGAUUUAAAGAUUUCUAAAAUUGUUUGGUAACCUUCGAUUUGCACAGAUGUUUUUUAUUAUAAUGAAUGCAUAAAGACUUGUCCAUCAUAUGCACCAUUAUUUGGUGUUAACCAAUGCAAAGAUUUGUUGGAAAUAUAUAAGUUCUCUGAAUAUGUUGUAAAGCUAUUCUUUAAUUAUGGGAGUGUGUUUUUUGAUGAAAAUGCUCUUUUAUUUAAAAGUAAGCUUACUUCCAAUACUCUACAAGUCUAUAAUUCAAAAUUUAUGUUUGGUGGAUAUCAAGCUUGGUAAACAGAUUAAUUUUCGAUUACUUUAGUUUGCAACCCACAUUACAAGGCUCGAUUAUUUGUGAAACUGGUACUAAUUGAUUUUGGCAGUAAUAACGACAACAAUAUGACUGUCUACUUUGAUUAAACAUAUAAAGUAUAUAAUUGGUAAAAUGCAGUUGCUGUAGCAUCAACAGAGGAGAAGGGAGAUCAAUUAGUUCAAGAUUACACAGUAACUAUAAGUGGGACAGAUUUCGAGGUGAAUCAUGAUGAUCGCGAAUUAUUAGUUUCGUUUAAUUGUAAUGCAUUUAAUACUGCAUAUUGUGGAUUAUAUGAUUUCUUUGUAAUAGUGGCAUUAUGUCCAAUAAAUUGUUUAAGAUGUUCUGACAGUAGUACUUGUUUGGAAAUAAAGUCAGACAAAUUUGUUCUAACAGUUUAUUAUGAUUGUCCUUAAGGUUAUUAUUAAUAAGCAGGGAGUUGCAUUCAAUGUUUAAAUGGUUGUAAAGUGUGUGUUGAUUAGUAAUCUUGUAAUCAAUGUUUUGACACAUAUAUUUAUUACGAUAAGCAAUGCUUUUGUCAAAUUAAUGGACUGUCAUCUGGUGAUUGUUCAUCUGAUUGUCAUCCCUUAUGUGAGACUUGUGCAAACUUUAGAAAGAAUAAUAAUUUAUAAUGUUUGACUUGUGAUACUAAUUAAGGGAAGGUUAUGAAUAUAUAAUCAUGUGAAUGUUAGGAGGGUUUCUAUUUAACCAAGAAUUUUUCAUGUGAAAGAUGUCAUGAUAUUUGCAAGAACUGUUUACUUUCGGCUAGAUUCUGUAUCUAAUGUAACAGCCUAUAAAACAGAGAAUUGGAAUUUUAGGAUUGUAUAUGUAAGGAGGGGUAUUUUGAGGUGAGUGAUUCUUAUACUUGUAUGAAAUGUUCGGAUAGAUGUAAGACUUGUGAGUUUUUUGAGACUUAUUGCACUAGUUGUUAUGUAUCAUAAAUGAGAACAUUGAAAGAGAAUGACUGUGUUUGUUCAUUAGGACAUUACUAAUACUAAUAAAAUCUAAUAUGUUCAGCAUGCAAUGAUUUAUGCGAAUAUUGUUCAGAUUAUAAUGUUUGUACAUCCUGUUAUGAUGUUCAAUUUAGAAUAUUAUCAGUUGAUAAAUGUAUAUGUCAAAGUGGGUAUUAUCAAAACAGUAACCAAUUGAUAUGUUCGCAGUGUUAUUACACUUGUUCUGAAUGCAAUGGCUCGAAUGAAUUCAAUCAAUGCACUAAGUGUCCUAAAACUAGAAUCAGAUCCAAUGUUUACCUCAAUGUAUUCGAAUGUGAUUGCAAAGUUGGUUACUAUGAUAAUAAUGAAUUAGAAUGCAUAGAUUGUAGUACCUAUAAAUACCCACCAAUCACUCAUUAUUGCUAUUCCAAAUGUGGAGAUUAGAUUAUCUAAUGGAAUGAACAAUGCGAUGAUGGUAAUCUUGAACCCAGAGAUGGCUGCAAUCAAUGUUACUUAUCUAAUAACAAAUGUCUCACUGACAUAUGUUUGAAAUGCCACUUAGGAGAUUGUUAAUAAUGUGUAGAUGGAUACUAUCUGGAAAAUGAUUUUACUUGUCAAUUAUGUUCUCCACAUUGUGUAACAUGUCUCUCAUCCCCAACUCAAUGUGUAGAGUGCAAAUUCUACACUCCUGAAAAAGAAUGCAUAACUUGUAUCUCCUCUGCUGGGUAUACAAUAAUUGAUAAUCAAUGUAUCAGUCUUUGUGGAGAUGGCAUAAGAACCACUGAAGAAUUAUGUGAUGAUGGCAACACAGAAAAUGGCGAUGGAUGUUCUUCAUUUUGUACAGUUGAAGAUGGUUACAUUUGUGAUUAAAUUUGUGUCAAAAUUGAUUAUGUUGAUAUCAUCCUAACAGAAUCGCCCUUUGAUAAGAUCUAUGACUCCUCUAGGUCAAUUACACUUACUUUCGAUCAAGUUGUUAAUAUCACCUAAGCACCUCUCAAGGAUUCCAUUUCCAUGAUUACCAAAAUUCCAAAUUACAAAUUCACUGCUAAAGAGAUUACUGAUAGAACCUAAUACACUAAAGAAUUCAAUCAAGUUGAUAUCCAGAUUGUCAUUUAAUUAAGUGAAUCCAUAGAGUCCCCAGAAAUCAUUUUUAUUGUCAGCAAAAACACUGAAGUGAUUUCUAAGGAUCACUUCUCCUUUUAAUCCAGAAAUCAAUCUUUUACACUCUUGUAAUAUCAAGCCUUGAGUGAGUCUGAAAUAUCAAAUACCCAGAAUCUAGUUAGAUUUAACUCUUAUAUUCUAUAUUUACUUAUUGGUUUUGCCAUCUUGGCAUUUCUAUUUGGAGGAUUGGAUAUCUUCUGGAAUCUCCUAGAUACUCUAUAAGUGUUAUCCUAUCUAAAAUAUUUAAAUGUCCUCUAUCCGUAUAAUCUGGAAACCUAUUUCUAAUUAUUUGGUUUUGCUGAAUUUGAUUUCCUGAAAUCCAAUUUCAGUGUUGAGGAUUUGAUUUCAUCAUCAAUUGAGAUUGAAGAUCCUGCUCUUAAGUUUAAAGAAGAAGGAUAUACAUCACUCUUUUUUGCUAAUGUUAUUGCCAUUUUCAUUGUCAUUAUGACAACUAUUGGAACAUACAUAUUUUUUCAUAUUGUCUUCUAUUGCAUCUAUCAUUAUGCCAAGAAAGUAAGUUCUCAUUAAUUAAUUGCUAAUUAUUAAUAAUAAGAAGAACCAAAUGUUAUAAUAUUUUUAUGUCUCAAACUAACAAGGACUAUGCAAAAAUACUUUUACAAUCUCAAAAUACAAUACAAAACUGGAAUUCUAAGAGCCUUCUUAACCAUUUCUUAUGAUUUGAAUUUAGCAAUAUUCUUGCAAUUAAUGAGCUACUCGAAUUCCUCAUCCAUUUUAAUAUUAAGCAGCCUUUUUGCACUUGUCCUGAUGUUUUGUGAAAUGUAUUUCAUUUACUUUGGGGUAAUUGUCAUGAGCAACAAAAGAUUUUACUUUGAAUUAUAGGAGGUUCAAUUAAAAUAUGGAGCACUCUAUGAAGGUAUUGAAUUAGACAGCAAUCCUUAUAGCCUGUAUUACAAUAUUGUGCUCUUCACUAAGAAAUUGUUAUUCAUGUUUUUCUUAGUGUUCUUGUAUGAUUACCCCUUAUUCCAAAUUGGAUUCGUGUCAUCUCUAAAUGCUAUAUUCUUUACCUAUAUUAUUUACAACAAGCCAUUGAUUGAUAAAUCUGAAUAUUACAAACAAAUAACCACAGAAGUCUUAUUGUGGAUAACAGAAUUGUUGAUAUUGCUUAUGGGUUUUGGAUAAAAAAGUGAGUUCUUGGGGUAUCAAAGCUUUAUCGAGAUUGGGUGGGUCAUCAUUACAAUCUUGACUCUCCUCAUCUUCAUUCAAUUAAUUAUUGAUAUCAGACAACAUAUGAUAUUUUUAAUAGAAAACUAUGAAAUACUAAGAAUUUUAGUCAAUAAAAUGAAGUAGUUGCAUUAAAGUCUAUUCUCAAAGGAAAUACAUAUUAACAAUGAUGAAUCACAAAGUCUAGUUGGUUCCAGCAGCAGAGGUAGAUUAAAGUAAAGCUCUAGUAAACUCCCAUCUAAUUAAAGUUCAUAAAAACAAGUCAGAAAAUUAAUCACAUUUAAAAUGAAUGAUUCUAUUUUAUGA